Molecule: messenger RNA, 4464 nt
Organism: Phalaenopsis equestris
Lineage: Eukaryota; Viridiplantae; Streptophyta; Magnoliopsida; Asparagales; Orchidaceae
Product: DNA topoisomerase 1 beta-like
Exons: 17
Coding region: 625-4182 (1185 amino acids)
Biological process (GO): chromosome segregation; DNA replication; DNA topological change
Cellular component (GO): chromosome; nucleolus
Molecular function (GO): DNA binding; DNA topoisomerase type I (single strand cut, ATP-independent) activity
Source: RefSeq, a predicted model, not a curated record
CUGCCCGCAAACUUCGCCUAUCUCGUUAACCCCCACUACCAGUUCCGCCUGAAGCCUUGGGCUAACUGCAUCCUCCCAUCGUUUCCGAAACCGUCGCGAUAUAGUCGGCACUGGAGCUAGCUGGGAAUAUAAAGGACGGGAUCGCGGCGUGCAAAGUUCUGUGAAGCUCCCGUACUCCUGCCCGACUCGCCGUCCUCUCUGUCUUCCCCUCUCCCUUCCUCUCACCCCCGUUUGCGCGCUUCAGCCCCGCCAUAUCCCGUAAAUCCACCUUCGAACUGGACGUACUAAAUCCAGGAUUUAAGGCAAAACGGAGAAGAACGGGAUUCAAGAUCCUGUAGGAUUUUAAAUUGUCAUUUGUGCUGUUUAGCAGGAUUUAGGUUUAAUCUUGCUCAAAUCCUGCUACCAAGCAUUCCGUCGCAGCCACAACUCGCACGUCUCGCGUCUUUCUUUUGCCUCCAGGCCUCACCCGCUCGUCUCUUCGCCGAAUCGAUCUCUAGUCUCCGGUGUAGGCCGCGAGGCAUCUUGCAGGUAGCCAAGUAUCCCAGUCUUGGUGGCUGUCGUUGGCUGUUUGCUCAACAGAAUCAACAUUGCUUAAAAUAGUCAGACUGAUUUUAAAAAGGAACAAUGGCGGUUCAUAGUUGUGUUAACCAAGUUUUUUCAGACAAUGGAGAAGAUGAUGAUGGGCCUGCAAUUUUUAAGAGAACUAAUCCAUCAUCCAAGCAAAAUCAGUUAAAUUCCUCUUCUAGGAAGUUAUUAUCGUCUCAAAAUAGUGUUGGAUUUUUUAAAGAACGUACAUCUAGCAUGGUGCAUGCUUCCAAGGAUAAAAGUUUAGGGAUGAAGGAUACAGCUGCACCUUCUUCCAAAAUUUCAUCUGAAAAGUCCAAGUCUGUAAGCUCAAAUGCUUCUUUUUUUGUUCAUGACAAUGCAAUAGGCUCAGCGGGUCAGAAUUUGGUUUCUAGGAACCAGAUGAAGGCAUCCCAUUCUGGCAAGAUUUUUGUGGCUGAGAAUUCCGUUUCUCAAAAUAGUGUUGGAUUUAUUGCAGAACGUACAUCUAGCAUGGUGCAUGCUUCCAAGGUUAAAAGUUUAGGGAUGAAGAAGGAUACAGCUGCACCUUCUUCCAAAAUUUCAUCUGAAAAGUUCAAGUCUGUAAGCUCAAAUACUUCUUCUUUUGUUCAUGACAAUGCUUCCAAGGAUAAAAGUUUAGGGAUGAAGAAGGAUACAGCUGCACCUUCUUCCAAAAUUUCAUCUGAAAAGUCCAAGUCCGUAAGCUCAAAUGCUUCUUCUUUUGUUCAUGACAAUGCAAUAGGCUCAGUGGGCCAGAAUUUGGUUUCUAGGGACCAGAUGAAGGCAUCCCAUUCUGGCAAGUCUUUUGUGGCUGAGAAUUCCGUUUCUCAAAAUAGUGUUGGAUUUAUUGCAGAACGUACAUCUAGCAUGGUGCAUGCUUCCAAGGUUAAAAGUUUAGGGAUGAAGAAGGAUACAGCUGCACCUUCUUCCAAAAUUUCAUCUGAAAAGUUCCAGUCUGUAAGCUCAAAUGCUUCUUCUUUUGUUCAUGACAAUGCUUCCAAGGAUAAAAGUUUAGGGAUGAAGAAGGAUACAGCUGCACCUUCUUCCAAAAUUUCAUCUGAAAAGUCCAAGUCUGUAAGCUCAAAUGCUUCUUCUUUUGUUCAUGACAAUGCAAUAGGCUCAGUGGGUCGGAAUUUGGUUUCUAGGGACCAGAUGAAGGCAUCCCAUUCUGGCAAGUCUUUUGUGGCUGAGAAUUCCGAUGAUUCCAUUGAUAAUAUGCCUUUAAGCUUUAGAAUUAGUUCAUCCUCAAAGGGAAAUAAUUCCACGGCUGUUCUAAAGGCACCGAAGCAGUCAAUGGCCAGUGGUUUAACAAGUAAAUCUUCUGUCCAAACCAUAUCAGGGAAAGCAAGAAGUUCUGAUGGUUCUGAUGAUGAUGAUAAUGUUCCCUUGAGUGCUAAAUUUAUUUCUGCUUCUUUAGCACCUCACAGUAGCAAUUCCUUACUGGCAGCAAAGGUAAGCAUCAAGGAAUCUGCUUCUGAUUCAGAAGAUGAAAAACCUUUGCUUUCUAGACUUCAAGCAAAGAUCGAGGGUGCUGCAUCUAUUAAAUUAAACUCCAAUGAGAAUUUUUUUCCUUCUAAAAUUGUGGCAAAUGGUUAUGCCAAGAAAGAAUCAAUUGAUGGCUUGACACACUCCAAAGGCUCAAGUAAAAGGCCUUUUGAUGACAAUAAUAACUCGGCUGAGACCUCUGUUAAGAAAGCAAAACUUCUAGAUGGCUCAUCUUCCAUUAAAUUUAAACGGGAAGAACUAGUUAAUAAAGAGCAGAUGAUGGAUGAUGACCAUAUACCAAUUUCUCAGAGAAUGAAAAAGACAGUUUUUUCUGGAAAUCAAGUAUCUGUGAAGAAUGAAAUUAAAAAAACUACGUCAUUUAAGAAAGAUGGUAAGCAGAUGAGAACACUGAAGGACUCAAAAUAUUCCAAGUCAUCUAAAGUACCUCCUGGCUCUGGUGGAGGGCUGAAGUGGACUACCUUGGAGCAUAAUGGUGUUAUUUUUCCUCCGCCAUACAAUCCUCAUGGGAUUAAAAUGCUCUACAAUGGUCAGCCAGUUGAUUUGACUCCUGAGCAAGAGGAGGUUGCUACAAUGUUUGCCGUCAUGAAGGACACAGAUUAUGCCACAAAGCCUAAAUUCAUUGAUUUCAUUGAGAACUUCAUGAAUGAUUGGAGGCAAAUACUUGGCAAAAAUCAUGUCAUUAAAAAGUUUGAGCUUUGCGAUUUCACUCCUAUCUAUGAGUGGCAUCUAAGAGAGAAGGAAAAGAAAAAGCAGAUGAGUUCAGAGGAGAAGAAGCAGCUAAAAGAAGAUAAGAUGAAGCAAGAAGAGAAAUAUAUGUGGGCUAUUGUUGAUGGAGUAAAAGAGAAGGUUGGAAAUUUCAGGGUGGAACCGCCAGGAUUAUUCCGUGGCCGUGGAGAACACCCGAAGAUGGGAAAACUGAAAAGGCGCAUUAGACCAAGAGACAUUACAAUUAACAUUGGCAAAAGUGCCCCAAUUCCUGAGUGUCCUAUACCUGGUGAAAGGUGGAAAGAGGUAAAGCGUGACAAUACUGUCACCUGGCUAGCUUAUUGGAGUGAUCCAGUCAAUUCGAAAGAGUACAAAUACGUUUUUCUGGCGGCGAGCAGCUCUUUGAAGGGUCAAAGUGACAAAGAGAAGUAUGAAAAGGCAAGAAUGUUGAAGAAAUACAUACAAAACAUUCGUGCAAACUAUACAAAAGAUUUUACCAGUAAAGAUGCUACAAAGAGACAGAUUGCUGUAGCCACAUAUCUCAUUGAUAAGCUAGCACUAAGGGCAGGCAAUGAGAAGGAUGAUGAUGAGGCUGAUACUGUUGGUUGCUGCACUUUGAAAGUGGAGAAUGUUACACUACUUCCACCAAACAAGUUGCAGUUUGACUUUCUUGGUAAAGAUUCAAUUAGAUAUUUCAAUACUGUGGAAGUUGAGUUGCCUGUCUACAAAGCAAUUGGAGAGUUCCAAUCUGCGAAAAGGAAUGAUGGAAGGAAGAAGGCUGACGGGGAUGAUCUUUUCGAUUUGUUAGAUACAAGUAAACUCAAUGCUCACCUGAAGGAACUCAUGCCCGGCCUUACUGCUAAAGUUUUCCGUACAUAUAAUGCUUCCAUUACAUUGGAUGACAUGUUGAGCAAAGAAACCACGGAUGGAAAUGUAUUAGAAAAGGUUGCAGUAUAUCAGAUAGCCAACAAAGAGGUUGCUAUAAUAUGCAAUCAUCAAAGAAGUGUUUCAAAGUCUCAUGAUGCCCAGAUGUCGAGAUUAGAUGAAAAGAUAAAUGAGUUGAAGGACCAAAGGAAGGAUCUCGAGGUUGAUUUGGGCAAAGCAAAAAGAGGGAAGCCUUUGGGGAUGGAUGCAGAUGGAAAAUUGAAGAAGAAUGUGGCCCCUGAGUUGCUGGAGAAAAGGAUUAUUCAGAUCGAUCAUAAAAUAGAGAAAAUGGAAUUGAGUAAGAAGACCAAGGAGGAUCUGAAGACCGUUGCUCUAGGCACUUCUAAGAUUAAUUACCUUGAUCCUAGGAUAUCUGUUGCAUGGUGCAAGCGUAAUGAAGUUCCCAUUGAGAAGAUAUUCAACAAGUCGCUUCUUGCAAAAUUUGCAUGGGCAAUGGAUGUGGACCCAGAAUUCAGAUUUUAGCCAUUGAGAAAAGCCCCAUCAGCCAUAAUAUCUGAGAUUAUGGCAUUGCUAUGAUUCCCAUUCGUAUAAUUCUUAUGCUCGGAAAUUUCUUCAAGUGUAGUCAUAUUUAUGAGUAGAUAUGUUCAUGCUGCUUUUUUUUUUCCCUCUCCUUUUUAUUUGUUUUUAACUUAGUGGGAAAUGGACCCUAAAUCUUAACAGAGCUGGAACAAUUGAGAUAAAUACUCAUCUCACAUUUUUAUUCUGUUGAAUAUAUUUUCCUUUUAGUUUAUUCAUUUUGAACUU